Panonychus citri (citrus red mite) is the source of this 1410-nucleotide messenger RNA. Its product is annotated as E3 ubiquitin-protein ligase RNF126-like. The record is from RefSeq and is a predicted model, not a curated record. NCBI's taxonomy places the organism in Eukaryota, Metazoa, Arthropoda, Arachnida, Trombidiformes, Tetranychidae. Gene Ontology annotation, biological process: ubiquitin-dependent protein catabolic process; protein ubiquitination; positive regulation of DNA-templated transcription. Gene Ontology annotation, molecular function: ubiquitin protein ligase activity. Bases 411 to 1196 code for a protein of 261 amino acids. The transcript is spliced from 7 exons. Gene Ontology annotation, cellular component: cytoplasm; nucleoplasm.
AUUAUCAACAAUUAAAGUAAUCGCGUUUCUUUUUCACAAUUAAAAAUGUGAACAAUUUUAAUCAUCAUUAAAAAGUGAUCUCUUAUUACCAAUCUUUUCAUUGAUCUAUAUUCUAAAGGUUAAAGUGGGUUAAUCUUUUUCUGUUUAAUUGUGUUUACUGUUAACCGUUUAUAUUAUUGCUCUUUGUUGAAUCUAAUAUUCAUUGGAUAACAUUAACUCAUCUAAUUUACCAGUUACACUCAAUUCUUUUUUGAUUUACUAUUAAGAGAGCUGAUAAUCAUUUAAACCAUUGGUCAAAUCAAGUUUUUUGUUGAAUACUGUCGAUAUUUGUGAUAUACCAGAUAAACAAGCAACCAACUGAUCGUCUAUUGUCAAUCCUAUCACCUAUUAAUAUAUAUUAUUCCCUUCAAAUGGCGGAGAGUCUAGUUGAUAAUCUGCCUACUCGUUACUUUUGCCAUAAGUGUAACCAAGAGAUCAAUCCUUUACCAGAAUUCAAAUGCCCAGGAUGCAGAGAAGGAUUUAUCGAAGAAUUAACCAAUGAUGCAAAUUUAGACACGAGCAGUGAUGAUUCAGAGCACUAUGAUAAUAAUGAUAGAUACGAUGAUGUUCGAACUGGUGAAAUCUUACGGGUUCUUCAAUUAUUCACUGAAGGCCAGCCCAGUCCAAGAGGAAGUCGUGGACGUGGAAUGUUUGAAAUGGCCAUACCUUAUCUUCAAAUUCUUCAUGGAAAUCCCGGUGAUUAUGCUUGGGGUACAUCAGGUCUCGAUACUAUCAUUACACAGCUCUUGAAUACAAUAGAAAAUAAUGGCCCUCCACCAAUGCCUGAAGAUGAAAUCAAGAAACUGCCGACCAUUAAGAUUUGUCAAGAUGAUGUUGAUAAAAAUCUUCAGUGUACAGUCUGCAUGGACGAUUACAAAUUAGAUGAACCGGUUAGAAUGUUACCAUGUAAUCAUGUCUAUCACAAUGAUUGUAUUGUUCCAUGGUUAGAAAUGCAUGGGACAUGUCCUAUUUGCCGUAAACUUUUGAACGAGAAUCAACCAAGUCAGCGGAAUUGCGAGAGUCGAAGCUCAUUAUCAAACAGUAACCAACAAACAUCACAACAACAACAACCCGUUAAUCAAAGAUCAUCAUCAAGUAGUAAUAGCAACUCGACUAAUCAUACCGCAGGUUAUCGUGAUUUAUUGGAUUACGAUUGAUUGUAAACUGUAAAAAAAGUGAAAAACAUAGAAGAUUGUUUUUACUACCCGGUAUAAGAAAAAUAAUUAACUUUAUUUAAAUCUUACUCCAUUCACAGCAACAAAACAUUACAAUCUAUCAACAAUUAUUUAUCUAAUUAACAUGAGCUCAAUCUGAUUUAGAUGCAUCCAAGUUAAUUACAAUUCAACAGUUGUUGAGAAAGCAACAAACUAA